AGUCGAUUUCUCGUCAAGCAGACGACGGGCCGCCAUAUUGCACGAGUUACGUGAAGGAGGUCCGGUGUUUUCUACGUCGAAGAUGUUCAAUCCGGCAAACAUGUUCGCCCGUCAGGCAAUCAGAAGGUUCACCACGAGCGCGAUUCGUAGGAGCGGUCAUCACGAUCCUUACGACGGUGUUCCUGGACAUAACUUCCCAUUUAGCACGCAAAAUAGACACAAGCUGUUGGUUCUGUGCAUGCUCUACGUGGGUAGCGCAUUCUCCAUUCCCUUGUUCGUAGUUCGCCAUCAGUUACUGAAGUAAAUUUCUGGUUUAUUAGCUAUGUUGCUAUAGUAUCAUUUCGCAUUGCCGAUGUUGGAGAACUGUUGGACUCUGCGAAUGAAUUACCACAAUUAGGAUAUAUGAUGUAUUUGUAACGAAACUUCAGUAGUAUCAGAUCAUAUGUUCAAAUGAUUAAAACCUUCAUUAAAAGUAUACGUUACACUAA
Molecule: messenger RNA, 488 nt
Organism: Odontomachus brunneus
Lineage: Eukaryota; Metazoa; Arthropoda; Insecta; Hymenoptera; Formicidae
Gene: COX7C
Product: cytochrome c oxidase subunit 7C, mitochondrial
Exons: 3
Coding region: 83-304 (73 amino acids)
Biological process (GO): mitochondrial electron transport, cytochrome c to oxygen
Source: RefSeq, a predicted model, not a curated record